This is a messenger RNA of Dibothriocephalus latus, 276 nucleotides long. Lineage: Eukaryota; Metazoa; Platyhelminthes; Cestoda; Diphyllobothriidea; Diphyllobothriidae. The record is from the annotation of a GenBank genome assembly.
AUGCCUUCCUACAUUCACCUCCGCCGUAUAAUUCGUGUCUGCCAGGUCGGUCAGCAGUACAUACGCUCCUGUUUCGUUCGGCCUCGUCUCGCAGAUUCCGCUACUCUCAUCUACCAAUUGCAAAACAUUAGACGGAACAUGAUUCUUACCUGCCGCCGCGCGUCCGCCACGCGUCUUCUCCUGGUCUGCAUCUGCGGUUUCGUGAAAAGACAGAAAUUGGUUUGCACGCAGACGCUUGUCUACCCUCGGCUCGCACGCCUCGCGGUUCUCCUCUAA